CUCCAGCCGCUCAGUGCUCCGGGGGUUGGAUGGGGGGCGGCACGGAGGGCGGACACAGAGCGGGGUAUCGGCUGUUUUGGCGGAUGGGAGCGGUGCCGGUGCCGUUCCCGUUCCCGUUGCCGGUGCCGGCGGGGGCGGUGCGCUCGGGACCAGCCGGUGCCAGCCGGGCCGGCCGCCAGCCUCCCCCGCCCGCCGGCCGUGCAGGGACCGCCCCGCUCCGCCCGCCACCGACCGGCUGCGGCUGCCCGGCGGCGGGGCUGGGCCCCCCUGGGCGGGAUCAGCCCUGCUGGGGAUCAUCCCCCUGCUCGGGAUCAUCCCCCUGCUCGGGACCAUCCCCCUGCUCGGGAUCAUCCCCCUGCUCGGGACCAUCCCCGGCCCGCCCGUGUCCCCCCGUGCCCGCCCGCAGCGGCUGCGGUGGCAGCGCCCGCAGCAGCGGCCGCGCUCGGCGACCUGCGCAACCCCGCCCGGCCCGCAGACAGGACCCCUGAAUGCCAGGCAAGGCGCCAGCGGUCAAGGCAGGGAGGGAACAACUCUCCCUGGCAGCCAGGAGCUGGAGUGGAGUGUCCUGCUGAGAUGGCGAGUGCAGAGCCCGACUCUGAGGAGGCAGCUGAGGCUGAAGAGGCCACCUACGAGGUGAUGCCCUGCGACAGGACCGAGCUGAGCCAGCGCCUGGCUGUGGAGGAGCUCAUCACCACCGAGGCCAGCUACGUCCACAACAUGCAGCUCUGCGUGUCGGACAUCCGGGCACACCUCCAGAAGAAGCAGCUGCCCGAGCUUGACCUGGAAGGACUCUUCUCUAACACCGACGACAUCCUCCAUGUGUCCAGACGGUUUCUGAAGGGUCUGGAGGCCACGGCGGGCCAGGGGCAGGAGCAGCUGCUCUGCAUCAGCACCCUGUUCCAGGAGUUCAAGGAAGAGAUGGAGGCCGUCUACAAGAUCUACUGUGCCAGCUACGAGCAGGCCCUGCAGCUGGUGGAGAGCUACCGCAGGGAGCCCCGGCUGCAGGAGGAGAUCCUGGACACCCUGAAUGCCACCGUGCCUCACACGGGCGCGUCAGACCUCAGCUUCUUCCUGGUGAUGCCCGUGCAGAGGGUCACCAAAUACCCUCUGCUGCUGGGGAAGAUCCUGGAGAACACCCCGAGCAGUACCAGUGCCCACUCAGCCCUGCAGGCAGCGGCUCGUGCCAUGGCCCAGGUCAAUGCCAACAUCAACGAGUACAAGCGGCGCCGGGAAGUGGCAACCAAAUACAACAAGGCCGAGCACCUGACGCUGCGGGACCGCCUGGCGCGCCUCAACACCCACUCCAUCGCCAAGAAAACCACGCGCCUCAGCCGGCUCCUCAUGCACGAGGCCGGCAUCGUGGCCAAGACUGAGGACAAGGAAUAUGACGACCUGGAAGAGAAAUUCCAGUGUGUGGCAUCCAGUGUGGCCACGCUGAAGGAGAAUGUGGAAUCCUACCUGGGCCAUUUAGAGGCGUUCCUGCUGCCCACCCCACACCGGUGCGAGCUGCAGAUGGACGAGGGACCUGCCCUGCAGCACCGCCGCCUCUCAGAGCUCCUCCAGAGCACCAUUUUCCCAGAGUUUAAGCAGCGUGUGCACAGGUUGGUGUGGCAGCCCCUCUGCAGCCUCUCAGACAUGCUGGAGGGGCCCCAGCAGCUGGUCAAGAAGCGCCUGGACAAGCUGCUGGACUACGAGGAGAUCCAGGAGAGGAAGAGCGAGAUGGGCAGCGUGAGCUACGAUGAGGAGGCAGCCAUGAACACCUACCUGGCCAUCAAUGACCUGCUGCUGGCCGAGCUCCCCCGCUUCAACCAGCUGGCUGUGCAGCUCCUGGGGCAGAUCCUGCGCUCCUUCAGCGCCCUGCAGCUGGACUUGGCUGCCCAGGUCCUGCACCAGGCACAAAAGGAGCUGGAGCAGCUGCCCCAUGGCCACAUGCCCCUGCCCAGCUUCUGGAAGGUGGUGGAGGACAGCCUGCAGCAGUCAGGGGCUCAGCUCCGUGCCUUCUGCCAGGCCUUUGAGACCGUCACCCCGAGCCCUGGCACACAGCCUCUGACCCCUGCUGAGGAGAGGAAGGUCCUUUCCCUGGUGAGCAAGCACGGCCCAGACAAGCUUUACCAAGUGACCAGCAACAUCAGUGGCAGCAGAGACUUGGACCUGACCUUGCUGAGGGGACAGAUCGUGGCUCUGCUGCAGAGCGCUGACACCAAGGGCAACACGAGCAGGUGGCUGGUGGAUGCUGGAGGUCCCCGAGGGUUUGUUCCUGCUGCAAAGCUCCGGCCCUAUAGCCCAGUGCCAGUCCAGCAGCCUGGGAUGCAUCUGCUGCCCCUGGACAGUGGCACAGAGAGAAGGAGACAUUCCUAUGCAUCCCCCGAAGCUCCCAGGCCACAGGUGGCCACCUUCACCCCAACAUUCCAGGUGGUCGCCGGCUUCUCCUUCGCAGCCAGGAGCCCGCAGGAGGUGACCCUGCAGGCAGGGCAGCCCGUGCUGGUGCUGGAGCCCCACGACAAGAAGGGGAGCACGGAGUGGAGCCUGGUGGAGGUGAACGGCCAGAGGGGCUAUGUCCCCUCCAGCUACCUGGUGACAGUCCCCGUGCAGGACCCCGCGGGCUGGAGCUUGCCCGUGUGAGCGUG
This is a messenger RNA of Poecile atricapillus (Black-capped chickadee), 2627 nucleotides long. RefSeq names its product Rho guanine nucleotide exchange factor 37 (gene ARHGEF37). Gene Ontology annotation, cellular component: cytoplasm. The transcript is spliced from 14 exons. The coding region runs from base 574 to 2622 and encodes 682 amino acids. The record is from RefSeq and is a predicted model, not a curated record. Gene Ontology annotation, molecular function: guanyl-nucleotide exchange factor activity; protein binding. NCBI's taxonomy places the organism in Eukaryota, Metazoa, Chordata, Aves, Passeriformes, Paridae.